AUGCUGAAUCCGAACGAAAGCUGGGAAGGAGCUGAAGUUGCUGGAGUUGCAAACGAGAAGCCUGAGGAUGACGAACCAGGCAAAGAAGGGGCAGACGGAGUUGAAAACGCACCGGUGGUAGAUGGAUUGGUUGACGAGGUGGAUGGAGUCUUGAAUGGCAGUGCACUACUCCCUAGAGAGAAGGGAGAAGCCGAAGAAGUAGAAGAGGACGAAGAGAGAGAGGAAGGAAAAGCUGGAGUCGAGCCCCCAGAAGACGCCGUGAAGGAAGGAAACGACGGGGCAGCGGAUGCAGAGGAAGCACCAGAGGAGAACGUAUUGAACGCCGGAGUAUUAGAGGACCGAGCGCCGGCGGAGGACGAGGAGGGAGUCGAUGUUCCAAACAAGGAGGGGAAGGCACCAGGGGACGUAACGGCGGCGGUGGCAAAGAUAUUGGAAGUGGAGGAGGCCCCGAAACCGAAGGGUGAUGGAACUGAGCCUGCACCGAAGCCAGGCGUUACAUUGGUGGACGCCACCGGCCCCGUCGAUGACGAAGGACCUGACGAGAACGGUAUUGUAGCGGCGGCCGUGGCGGCGGAAGGUAAAGAAAACGACGCUGAUCCGGGACCCCCGGAGGACGAAAGGGACGAUGACGGUAGGGCAGUGUUCGCCAGGCUGAAUCCACCGGCGGAGGCAGCAGCAGAGGGAGUAGCGAAGGAGAAACCAGAAGCAGAUGCGGCGGUCGACGAAGUUGAAGCGAAAGAGCUUCCGAACAGGAACCCCGAGGACAAGGCGGGCGAGGAGGAAGAGGAGGAGAACAGUGAAGAAGAGGUGCCGAAGGAGAACGGGGACGAUGAUGAUUGCUGGGCGGAGGAGGACGAACCAGAGAUGAGGGAGAAGGACGGGGAUGAGGAGGAAGAAGAAGAGAACGGGGAUGAGGACGACGAGGAGAACGGAGACGAGGAAGACAAAGAGAACGGUGAUGGGGACGACGAGGAGGCGAAGGUGAAGGCGGAGGAGGACGCGGGCAGGGAGAAGGAGAAGCCCGACGGCGACGAAGACGACGACGAAGAAGCUCCAGACGAGGACGAAGCUCCCGACGAGGAGAAGUUGAAGAAGGGCGACGCCAUGCCGCCGCCGAUCUCCCGCCCGCUCGCCGGCCGAUUUAGGGAUUCCGUCGCCCAGCGCAGUGCUCGAGGCGGGGCUUUGGAGGGAAAGUGGAGGGAUGGAGGAGAGUGA
Spirodela intermedia is the source of this 1215-nucleotide messenger RNA. The record is from the annotation of a GenBank genome assembly. NCBI's taxonomy places the organism in Eukaryota, Viridiplantae, Streptophyta, Magnoliopsida, Alismatales, Araceae.